CGCAUAAGAAGUAUCGCCACCCGCCCAACGACACCAUCUCUCUCUUUCUCUCUCUCUCCAAAUAGAAAAUAACGCCCCAAGAAUCAUCUCCCCCGCGACGAUCUCUCCAACCUCUCCCUCCCGCAUUGCCUCGUGAUCCUCUCUUCCCCACCGCCACUACCCAUCUCCCAUUUCGUCUUUCUCCCUCAGCAUCUCCCUCGCUUCGUGGGCAGCUUCUUGAUUCGGCGGAGCUUGAGGCCCUGAGGAGUUUAGCGGGGGGGCGACCAUGGCUUCGCUGAUCCGGCCGUCGGUGUCCCUCGCCGGAGCCGCGGCUUCCGAUCUUUUCGGGGGCGGCGACGGCGACGGCGUCUCGCUGAGGGCCCUCGGGAGGGCGCGGCUCGGGACCAGAGGAGGGAGGCGGGGCGGCUUGGCGGUGGCGGCGAAGCUCCGGAAGGUGAAGAAGCACGAGUACCCGUGGCCCGAGGAUCCGGAUCCGAACGUGAAGGGCGGGGUGCUCAGCCACCUCUCCUCCUUCAAGCCGCUCAAGGGGAAGCCGAAGCUGGUCACGCUGGAGUUCGAGAAGCCGCUCAUGUUGUUCGAGAAGAAGAUCAUGGACGUGAGAAGGAUGGCAGAUGAAACUGGCCUGGACUUCACUGAUCAGAUUAUAUCCUUGGAGACCAAGUAUCAGCAGGCUUUAAAGGAUUUGUAUACGCAUCUGACUCCUAUCCAACGUGUGAAUAUUGCCCGACAUCCCAAUCGGCCUACAUUUCUUGACCAUGUAUUUAACAUUACUGACAAGUUUGUGGAGCUUCAUGGAGAUAGGGCUGGUUAUGAUGAUCCUGCUAUUGUCACUGGUAUUGGAACUAUUGAUGGUGAGAGAUACAUGUUCAUUGGCCACCAGAAGGGACGAAACACAAAAGAGAACAUUCAGCGCAACUUUGGGAUGCCAACUCCCCAUGGUUACAGGAAGGCUCUACGAAUGAUGUACUAUGCUGAGCAUCAUGGCUUCCCAAUCAUCACGUUCAUUGAUACACCUGGGGCCUUUGCAGACCUAAAAUCUGAGGAACUUGGCCAAGGUGAAGCAAUUGCUCACAAUUUGAGGACCAUGUUUGGUCUGAAAGUUCCCAUUGUUUCUAUUGUUAUGGGGGAAGGUGGUUCUGGCGGUGCUCUUGCCAUUGGCUGUGCAAAUAAGUUGUUAAUGCUUGAAAAUGCUGUCUUCUAUGUCGCCAGUCCUGAAGCUUGUGCUGCAAUCUUGUGGAAGAGUGCAAAAGCUUCUCCAAAGGCAGCUGAAAAACUGAAGAUUACAGCCACAGAGUUAUGCAAGUUACAAAUUGCUGAUGGGAUCAUCCCAGAGCCACUUGGAGGUGCCCAUGCAGAUCCCUCUUGGACCUCCCAACAGAUAAAAGCUGCAGUUGGUGAAGCAAUGACCGAGCUUAAGAAAAUGGACACACAAGAGCUCCUGAAGCAUCGCACGCUUAAGUUCCGAAAAAUUGGUGGAUUUCAAGAAGGAAUCCCCGUGGAUCCCAAGAGGAAGGUCAACAUGAAGAUGAAAGAAGAACCUCCACUAGGAAUGAUUUCUGAAGCAGAACUGGAGAGUGAAGUGGAAAAGCUGAAACAGAAGAUUGUAAGAGCGAAGGAAUCAUCAGGUGAAGCUUCUGACAGUGGUGUGGAUGAAUUGAUAGAAAAACUCAAAAAGGAAGUGGAUCAUGAGUACUCCGAGGCAGUUAAGGCCUUAGGUUUGGAUGAAAGAAUGUCAACAUUGCGAGAAGAAAUUGUGAAAGCUAAGCAACAGGAGCAACCCUUGCAUCCUAUUUUAAUGGAUAAGAUUGAUAAGCUAAAGAAGGAGUUCAACCAAGGCUUGUCAGGAGCUCCCAAUUAUGAGAGCCUCAAGAGUAAGCUUGACAUGUUGAAUGAGAUGUCUAAAGUGAAGAAUGCUGAAGGGAUUGCUUCACAGAAGGAAGAACUCAAUAGGAAACUGAAAGAGGUAUUAGAACGUCCUGAUCUGAAGGAGAAGGUUGAAGCCCUGAAUGCAGAAAUCGAAGACUCUGGGGUAACAUCUCCUGAGGAUGUAGAUGAAGGUCUGAUGGAGAAAAUUGUCAAUUUGAAGAAAGAGAUAGACAUGGAAAUGGCCAGUGUCAUUGAAUCUUUUGGACUGCAUGUUGAGGCCAUUAAGCCUACCAGCAUUGAUACUAGUACACAAACUUCAGUCUCAGAAGUUAGUGCUAAAAUGGGUUAUCUAAAUAAAGAAAUAAGCAACAAAAUCGAAGAAGUGGUCAACUCAUCUGACCUAAAGAGUAUGAUGGAGAUGCUGAAGAUGGAGAUUGUAAAAGCAGGAAAAACACCUGAUUUGUCGUCAAAAAAUAAGAUUGAUGCUCUGCAGCAGCAGAUAAAGCAGAGGCUUUUUGAGGCAAUAAAUUCUUCUGAGCUUAGACAGAAGCAUGAAGAGCUGACAUCUGAGAUCUCUGAAGUCGUGGAAUCUUAUGGAGGGUCCAAUGGAAGCUUGAAAUAUAAUGACAGUGAAGAGAGUUCGAAGCAUGAGGAAUCAAGAGUAGAGGUCAACAUGGGAGGAUAUCGAAACUAGUUCACUCUUUUUUCGAUAUUGUGGAUGCCACUGGGAACAUGAGACAUAUAGACAAUGUGUCCUGCUCGAGGAGUAAUCCUGCAGCGCUUUUGAUUCUUAGAUUCCAAUCUCUGUGCUGUCGUUAAGCAUUUCGCCCAUCUCCUGCCAUGCCUAUUUUGCAUGCCCCAGUACUAGGAACAAAUUACAACAUUUCUGCUUUAUAUGGUAAAAUGCUUUUAAGGUUUCAAGACGAGAGAACGUUUAAUUAUCGGUUUAAGGUCUUUACACGAUCUACAGCCAAUCAAGUACUUCAGGAGUUUAUGUUCCCCCCUGUUUUUGUUGGUAGAGAACAGACACAGACGUUUUGUAUAUGUUACCGCGAAGCUCCGCAUACUUCAAAAUAAAUGCAGAUGACUGCAUUAGUGUGUUGUCAUAAUGUCAUUUACAGAUCAUUUUUCUUUGACAGAGUAGUUUGGUGAUCU
Molecule: messenger RNA, 3021 nt
Organism: Eucalyptus grandis
Lineage: Eukaryota; Viridiplantae; Streptophyta; Magnoliopsida; Myrtales; Myrtaceae
Product: acetyl-coenzyme A carboxylase carboxyl transferase subunit alpha, chloroplastic
Exons: 12
Coding region: 266-2560 (764 amino acids)
Biological process (GO): fatty acid biosynthetic process
Cellular component (GO): acetyl-CoA carboxylase complex
Molecular function (GO): carboxyl- or carbamoyltransferase activity; acetyl-CoA carboxylase activity
Source: RefSeq, a predicted model, not a curated record